Molecule: messenger RNA, 3081 nt
Organism: Ricinus communis (castor bean)
Lineage: Eukaryota; Viridiplantae; Streptophyta; Magnoliopsida; Malpighiales; Euphorbiaceae
Product: sucrose transport protein SUC4
Exons: 6
Coding region: 759-2288 (509 amino acids)
Biological process (GO): sucrose transport; transmembrane transport
Cellular component (GO): plasma membrane; vacuole
Molecular function (GO): sucrose:proton symporter activity
Source: RefSeq, a predicted model, not a curated record
AAAUUGAAGGGUUCAAUAAAAAGAAAAAGGAAGAAGGCAUACCAAUGGGUACCGCAACCAAAAAGAGAAAAAGGAAAGGCAAAAAAGUAAACAUCUAUGGCCCCAUUGGCUCGUACCUAAAAAGAAAAAAGUUAGCCGAUCUCGGACGCCUGAACCUCCUCCAAAGGUUUCAAUUCCUCUACAGCCACAGUACCAUCUCUCUUUUACACGACCUCCACACGUAAAAAGAAAAACACUACUAAAACAUUUACAAAAACCCCCGUUCCGUUUCUAUAACCUUUUUCUAGGGCUAUUUCUGUCAUUUAAGCUCUGUAUACCAAACGUCACCUUACAGGCAACUUUUUAGCAGUUGAUCACAAACCCCAAAACCAAAGCCAGAGCCCAAACCCCUCCUAGACAAAAAAUUAAAAAAUAAAAUUCUGUCUAACAUUUGCCCUCUGUCUAUUCCAUCAUUUUCCACUCGUACCCUUCCGCUGCUUUUGUCUAGCUGAGGCUUAUCCGUAAUAUUAUCAAACAAAUAAGGGUAUUUACAUAAUUUAAAACCAUCAAGCUAUACCGCCAACUUCAGCUUCCUCUCUCCCAUCUCUUCAGUUCGCAGUUUUCCAAAAGAAAACUCACAACGAAACAGACAGUCAAUAAGAGAGAGACAAAUAGCGCGCGCACAGGAACAGAAAGCAGUUACUAGAUAUAGCUAUUAGAGAUCAUAGCAAGUGCGUGCGUGCCUGCGCGCGCGUGUUUGUUUUUCAGCAGACGAAGUAAUGCCAAUCCCACAUGCGGAGCAAAGUCGAGCCAGGGCGGCUCGAACAUCAGCGACAGCGGCGGCUCGGCCACCUGCCGCGGUAGUCAAAAGAGUUUCUCUGCGGAAGCUACUACGCGUGACGUCGAUCGCCGGUGGAAUACAAUUCGGAUGGGCUUUACAACUCUCUCUCUUAACACCGUACGUUCAAGAGCUUGGAAUUCCACACGCGUGGGCCAGUAUCAUAUGGCUAUGUGGACCAUUAUCGGGUUUGGUAGUGCAGCCUUUAGUGGGCCAUAUGAGUGAUCGUUGCACUAGUAGGUUUGGUCGCCGUCGACCGUUUAUUUUUGUCGGAGCUGGAUUGAUUUGUUGUUCGGUUUUAAUCAUCGGUCACUCCGCCGACAUCGGAUGGUUGCUUGGUGACAGAGGUGAAACUAGACCAAGAGCUAUUGCAGUUUUUAUUAUCGGGUUCUGGAUUCUUGACGUUGCUAAUAAUAUGACUCAAGGUCCUUGUAGAGCUCUUCUCGCUGAUCUUACUGGAAAGGAUCAUCGCAGGACUCGGGUGGCAAAUGCUUAUUUCUCACUAUUCAUGGCAGUUGGUAAUGUUCUUGGGUAUGCCACUGGAUCAUUCAGUAAUUGGUUCAAGGUUUUCCCAUUUACUGUUACUUCUGCAUGCAACAUUGACUGUGCCAAUCUGAAGUCUGCUUUCUAUCUUGACAUUGUUUUUAUGGUAAUUACCACAUAUAUGAGCAUCACAGCAACUAAAGAAUCGCCAAUAGGUUUGUCCGACCGAUCCCCUCUCAUUACUGAAGAAAUCUCAGAACAGUCAGGCCAUGCACAAGAGGCUUUCCUCUGGGAACUGCUUGGGACGUUUAGAUAUUUCCCAUGGCCAGUGUGGACAAUAUUGUUAGUUACUGCUUUAAAUUGGAUUGGCUGGUUUCCAUUUCUUCUCUUUGACACUGAUUGGAUGGGCCGAGAAAUCUACGGUGGCGCACCAAAUGAUGGACAUAAUUAUAAUAGUGGAGUUAGAAUGGGGGCAUUUGCUCUUAUGGUUAAUUCAGUUAUUCUUGGAUUAACAUCUGUGCUCAUGGAAAAGCUCUGCAGGAAGUGGGGAGCUGGUUUCAUGUGGGGAAUUUCAAACAUCCUUAUGGCUCUUUGCUUUCUUGCAAUGCUUAUAACCUCCUACAUCGCAAACCAUAUUGGCUACUUAGGUCAUGAUCUACCACCAAGUGGCAUUGUAAUUGCCGCAAUAAUUAUUUUUGCAGUUCUUGGUUUUCCAUUGGCGAUCACUUACAGUGUUCCAUAUGCCUUGAUUUCUUCACGCAUUGAGCCACUGGGACUAGGUCAAGGCUUAUCAAUGGGUGUUUUAAAUUUGGCUAUUGUUAUCCCACAGGUGAUUGUGUCCCUUGGAAGUGGACCGUGGGAUCAGCUAUUUGGAGGUGGAAACUCACCAGCCUUUGUAGUUGGUGCACUAGCAGCCUUUGCUGCUGGAGUCAUUGCUAUCUUGGGUAUUCCUCGGUCUGGUGCCCCGAAGCCCAGGGUGCUCCCUUGAGUGAGGAAUUGGUUGCAAUUUCAUCGGAUUUAUUGACAGCAUAGUAUUUGCACUGGCUAUGAGCAGAAGGUGCUUUCAUCUGCGAAAAUACAAGCCUGAGUUUCCUGAAAAUGUGAAACUUCAUAGAAGUUUUGAAGCUUGGGAACUUGUUAAAAGUUUCAGGGAGGCCAACUGCACAGUCAGCUGUAGUUAAAAAUAGUGAGAUUUGUCCAGAUUCUAGGCAUAGGGCUUCUGCUUGCAAUACACCCUACAUAAAUUUAGAAAAGGUGCAAUACAAGCUAUAAUUAAACAAUGGUUAAACAGAAGGGAACCUCAUAUAGCGUGAAAUAAGUGUCAUAGGCAUUGAUGAAUAAGGGGCAAGAACAUUAGUUAAGUUCUGCCAAGAAUUUCUUCCAAUGAAAAUAAGCUUUCUGCUGCCAAGAAAAAGCGAAGCCCUGGAUUUCUCAAAGACUGCUUCCUCACGAUCAAGAUAAGUUGCUGCUGAUGGGGAUCUAUUCCUCAUGAAAAAAAAAAGAUAUACCAGAAAAAAAGAGAGAGAGAGAGAAGGUAAUGUUUGAUUGCCCAUUGGUGGUCCAGGCAUGCUGCAUUGGAAUCUCGUGCAAUUUUUUUGUGCUUGAAUUUGGGGUAUGAAUGUGGUGAACUGUGCUUGGUGGCCAUCGGUAUGUGAGUUGUGCUGAUGGAAACCUUGAUGGGGACAUGUCUUUUUAUGCUUUGAUAUUUCAAAAGGCUUGAUUGAUUUUUAUGGAAAGGUUUUCUUUAUGAUUUGUAUAUAUAUAUAAAUUUGUUUUUUUUA